AUGGUCACCACCAACGCGGUAUUUGCGAGACAGAAUUGGGUCCCGGAGAGCCGGGCGGUCGUGCACCAUCCGGGGUCUGGCCUGGCAGCCCCUAAAGAUAAGGAGACCAUGACGAGUCGGGAUGGAGGUCUACCCAAGAAGCGGGAGUCGCGUUCAGGGACUCGAAAGGUUUCAUCUCUCUCUGCGGAGCAGCUGGAACGGAAACGAGCAAACGAUCGAGAGGCCCAGCGGUCCAUCCGCCAGCGAACAAAGGAGCAUAUCGAGCAGUUGGAGAAUCAAGUCAACACCCUUCGGGCACAGGUGGCCGAGAUGCGACCAAAGAGCGAACGUUUCGAUGAGCUGCUCCGGCAGAAUACCGCUUUACAAGACGAGGUCGGUCGGUUGAAGCGACAACUGGGGCCCUUUGCGGGUCGUCCCAUGUUCACGGCCAGUAGCGAACAGAUCGGAGCUCCCUUUCGAGGCGGAUGGCCCUUGGAUGACAGUUCCAGCAACGCAGGCUCAAGUCUCCCUGCAACAAGCUCCAUCCUCCCUUCACAGCUCGCUGGGCCGUCCCAUCUCGCAUCAAGCCUUCCCAGAGCUCCAUCGGCGGUAUCGGGCUCUAGUCAAUCAUCUCAUCAGCAUGACUGGCCCACUUCGUACACGACUACUCGGUCCCCGUCUCUCGGCGAGUCCUCCGAUCCUGAGUUCUCCACCCGGAUGGAAUCGUAUGUGAUCGACGGACAGUUGCAGAGAGGUUCGCGCUUGGUUUCACAACAGCAUAUCCCCGUCGCAACCCCUCAGAUCAACUUCGCAGGCUGCCCUAGUCCGGGUCAGACCGCCUCCAAUCCUUCCUUCUCCCAGCUCUACUCUGUGAGUCAACAUCCCCAGGGACAACCAGAUGGCCUGGCUUCAUCUGCGCAGCCACUUGUAGACCAGUCCGUGGCGGGCUUUCUCUCUGCACAUCAACCUAUGUCCAUAUCCAUGUCCAUGUCAGGCGCGAGCGCGUCUAGCCAGCCGCCACCGGGUCAACCCUACCCGUCGCAGGCACCAACAUACCAGAAUCCGACCUAUUCUUUCCCAUAG
This is a messenger RNA of Penicillium macrosclerotiorum, 1062 nucleotides long. Its product is annotated as bZIP transcription factor. The transcript has a single exon. Gene Ontology annotation, biological process: regulation of DNA-templated transcription. The record is from RefSeq and is a predicted model, not a curated record. NCBI's taxonomy places the organism in Eukaryota, Fungi, Ascomycota, Eurotiomycetes, Eurotiales, Aspergillaceae. Gene Ontology annotation, molecular function: DNA-binding transcription factor activity. Bases 1 to 1062 code for a protein of 353 amino acids.